Molecule: messenger RNA, 5155 nt
Organism: Pelodiscus sinensis (Chinese soft-shelled turtle)
Lineage: Eukaryota; Metazoa; Chordata; Testudines; Trionychidae
Gene: GPATCH2
Product: G-patch domain containing 2
Molecular function (GO): nucleic acid binding
Source: RefSeq, a predicted model, not a curated record
UUUCCCGGCCGGUGCCGCAGCCGCUUCCGGGCUCCCAUCAUGGGGUAGUGAGACGCGGGCGAGGAGCGAUCCUGAUACCCCUUCCCGCUCGCCCGGCCUCGGCCGCCUCCCCGAAUCUCUGCGAAGCGGCAUCAGCCUCCCCGGGGAGCGGCCGGGGGAGGCGCCGCGUUCAUGUUCCGGGUCGCUGAGCCCAACCCGACCCGAGCUCAGGCGGCGAGAAAGAGCUGGCAUUUCAGUAGGACUAUGGAGGAACUAGUUCAUGAUCUGGUCUCAGCACUGGAAGAAAGUUCAGAGCAAGCCAGGGGAGGUUUUGCUGAUACCGGAGAUCAUUCUCGUAGCGUGUCUUGUCUUCUAAAACGCCAGGCAAGAAAAAGGAGAGGACGUAAAAGACGUUCAUUUACCACCCAUCAUCCUUGGGAGACUAGCCACUGUUUAAGUGAAGGUUCUGAUUCCAGCCUAGAAGAACCAAGCAAGGAUUACAGAGAAACUACUACUAAGAAAGACCACAGUGACUCUGAUGAUCAGUUGUUGGUUGCUAAACGCAGGCCUUCUUCAAAUUUAAAUAACAUUAGAGGCAAAAGGCCUUUGUGGCAUGAGAAUGAUUUGGCUGUUGAUAAUUUAGGAAACAGAACCCUGCGUAGGAGAAGAAAGGUGAAACGCAUGGCAGUAGACCCACCAUCAGAAGUCACAAAUACAUUAGCUUUGACCCAACAACAGGAAAACAGCAGAGAUCAAGAAAUGGAUAAUGAUAACAGAUCUUACCAACAUCAAGAAUUUGCCAAGAGUAAAGUGAAAAAAAGAAAACUAGCUACAACUAGACAAGGACCAGAAAUUUUGGAUGAAGGAGUGGUUAUAGAAGGUGAAGAAGCAAACCAGGUUAAUAAGGACAAAAUGGAGUAUGAGGAACAGAAGGGUUCAGAUGAGAAUAUGAGUGACAGUGAAUCCAGCAGCCUGAGCAGCAGUGAUGCUGGUUUGUUUACCAAUGAUGAGGGAAGACAAGGUGACGAUGAGCAGAGUGACUGGUUUCAUGAAAAUGAAUCUGGCGGUGCAUGUGGAAUCACUGGAGUCGGCCACUGGUGGGAACAGGAGGACUCAACGGAAUUGGAGAAAGAAUUGCCGGAUCCAGUCUUUGAAAGUAUCUUAACUGGUGCUUUCCCUCUUAUGUCCCAUUCAGGGAGGAGAGGUUUCCAGAGUAGAUUUAGUCAUCUUCAUGGAAUGCCAGCAAGAAACAUGAAAAAGGUUUCAGGAAACCCAGCUGCAUUGAUUAGCACUCCAGGCCCAGGCAACAAGAAAACGGUUCACUUGUCCCAAGAUUCUCAUCACAGUGACCACUGGUUUAGCCCUGGGGCUAGGAAGGAACAUAGUCAGCUUCAGCUCCUGAGGGAUAACCGAUCUGAGAGAGGACACAAGAAAAAUAUUUCAGUAAAAACAGCUAGCAGACAAACCAGUGUACAUUUAGGAUCAUUGUGCAUGGGAGACAUCAAACGGCGAAGAAAAGCUGCACCCCUGCCAGGACCCACAGGGUUUGUAGGUGAAAAUGCCCAACCAAUCCCAGAAAACAACAUUGGAAACAGAAUGCUUCAAAGCAUGGGCUGGACACCUGGCACUGGCCUGGGACCAGAAGGCAAAGGGAUAUCAGAACCAGUAAGAGCCAUUCAGAGACCAAAGGGACUUGGACUUGGAUUUAGCUGACAGAGAAGUACUCCAAUUGCUAUAUAGAAAGCAGGAAGACCAACCUUAAUUUAAAGAAACGGAUGGGGGAGCUAAAAUCUUAUAAUGUUUUUUGUCAUCAGCAAAUCCAUUUGUUCACUUAUGGAGUUCUGAAGCCUAAAUGCUUCUUGUUUUUCCAGCUGCAAGGUACAGCCACAGUGGCAAAAUAGGUGUUUGAAUCCUCGUUCUGUAAGGGUGCUAAAUGUAAAAACAAGUGUACUUUUUAUUUCCCGUGAUCUUAAAACAAAAUUUGUUAGAUAUAUGAUUCAAACUGCAAUGCAUUUGUUUUUCCUGAAAAGCUGCUCUCACAGCAGAUUUUAGCACUUGGGCAAACAUUUUUUGGCACCAUUUUCUCAUUUGUGGUGUUCUGAGAGGAUUUGUUAUCAAGGAAAAUGAAACCCUACGAAGCUGCUACAUUUGUUCAUUUUUCUUCUCAUUUCAGGCACAAAAAAAAAUCAAACUAGAUAUUUCUAGAAGUAGGCUGUAUGUAAGAUUAGAUUAACAUGAUCUCUGCUUUUCCAUGGUGUGACAUACAUUAGGUGCCCCAAAUGGUGACAUGGUAUGUAGUUUGUUUGGCAUAAGGAGAGCAUAACUGAUGGCAACUGUCAGCACAGGAAAGUAACACCAUUACCUUGUAAAGCAUCAUGCUAACCUGUGUAUAAGCCCUAAUUCUAACACUUUUUAUAAUUGUAUUACAUCCUGUAAGAUAUUUUAAGUAAAUCUUUUAAAACUUUGAGUGUUCACCCUGAGCUUGGAAUUCUAGGGGUUUUUUAAUAUAUAUAUUAUUAGUGAUCUCUUGACUCUCCCCCUUCUCAAAAAUUGAUGUUUUAAAUGUGACUCUUGUAUUGUUUCUUAUACUUAGGGUUUUGGUAUAUUUUGAGUUGAGGGUGGGAUUCAUUGGGGGAUGACUAACAUUCAGUGUUUCUGUGAUCGUUGUGUUGUCACAAACUGCCACAAACUUCAAAGCAUCAUACAAGAAGCAGAAAAAAAGACAGUGAAGCAGGUUUGAAGGGAGGGAAAUACUUUGGCUGCAUCUCUCAAAUCUUGAGUGAGCAAUAUAAAGUCAAGAGGGGUCAUUAAGCAUUUUAAUCAGUAUCUAGAAUCAGCACUAGUAAUUUCAUCAAACACCAACCAAUCAAGCUGCCAGGGAACUAUUAGGCUGGUGAUGUAAUUGAAGAGGAGCCAUCAUUCAAAUGGACUAAGGGUGAAAACUUGGCCCAUUGAAGUCAGUGGCAAUAUUUCCACUGACCGCAGUGGGGCCACAAUUUUAUUCUAAAUUUAUCAUCAAGAAGAGGGUUCUGUUCUUUCACAACCUCACCCAUUUCUAGCAAACACAAUAGCUGGAAAUGUAGCUACAAUAGAAAGCAACAAAUUAAUUGAAAAACAUUGUUUUCACUUUCCCAGUGCUAGUAGUAUCUGCUUUUUUUUUUUUUCUUAAAGUCCGCUUACUAUUGACCUAGUGUGGUCACUUAUUAGUGUCUGAUGUUGUCCUUGACUCUGAUCAGGUUCACUGCAUUGGAGUAGAACUCUUUCUUUCUGGUUUUUAAAAGCCUUUUCUGAAUGUGAUUUUUUUUUUGAGGGGGAGGGGUAAAAAGCCAACAAUUUUUUUACUUCUUUAGUAUUUAAUCAGCAAGAACAUUUGGAACUUUCUAGGCCAUGCACUGUGUGUUUUUUUCAUUUCAGACUUGUGCUGUACAGCCAAGCAUAUUGAAAGAGCUAUACAGAUUUCAUGGCCAAAGAUUUUGUGGCCAUGUAAUUGUGAACAGCCAAGGAUUUUGAAUACUGCAGUUAAGAAUAGAUUCCAGAUGUAUAAUUGCCAUUUAAUAUACACACAUGGCAGUUUUGUAUGUGUGCAAAUAAAUAUCUACAUUUUAACUCACGUGAAAUUCGUCUACACACUUGAUAUUGCAAAGGAGUAUGAAGUGCUGUUAAUUUUCAAAGAUGUGUUUGGAAGCAUUAUAUGGGGCAGUCAAUCACUUCUUGAAAUUGUAGGUUACUCGUGAAUUAAUAUGAAGACACAUAGCAAUGUUCAGUAAAAGCAGUAGGCUCCUAUUAUUAUGGCUGUAGAAGUGAAAGUUUAAAGAACUUCCACCCCCUAUUAUAACUGCAUCAUGACUUACUACAAAUUAUGUGUAUUGUUUGGUAAUUGUUAUUUGUUCCACAGUUGCAUUGUUUUGAGUAUUUCCAGGCAAUAUACAUUAGCUGCAGAAAUUCAUGAAUUAUCGGUCUGCAGCUUCAAGAAUAUUUGAAAAUGUUUGCUGUUUUAGUGGAGAAUUUAAAAAUAAAAAACUGCAUGAAUAAAUUUUAGAAUAAAAGCUUGCUCGUUACCUCUCUGUUCCCCAUUUCCCCCACAUUCAUGGGUGCAAUCAACAUGGUCAAUUCUCUUAGUGGAGGAAUUAGUUUCAUGAACAUGUGAAGCAUCAGCGCUAGAGUAUGAAAAUGUUACUUGCUAGUUUGAAAUUAGUCUGUUUGAGAUUAUUAGAUAUCAAGGCUAUUCAAACUGAUUUUCUUUAGAGAUAAAUAUGCCUAGUUUGUUUUGCAACUGGAAUAUCCUAUAAAUGCCACAGCAAACUAGGCUCCAGGGUUCAAAGCAGUAGAGGGAAAUGAUUUAUUAAAAUAUCAUGUAGGGGUAUUUUUCUUUAUUAUUGCUAUAUAGUUCUCUCCCUACGUCAUGCCUCCAUUUUCAUUUCUGUUUUACUAGGCCUCUUUACACUGCUGUUAUUCUAACUUUGUGAUUGUGUAGGUUAAAGCUAGUGCUUGUGUGGAUUUUUUUAAAGGUCACUUUUUGGAAACACUUGGCUUUGGGAUUGUGAUAAAACAUAACACUAUAUCAAAAUGUGUUAACAUUUGCCUAUUAGGUUUUACCAUUCUUAGCUUAUAACAAUACCUAGUACAAUGAUGUUUCACAUUAUUAUAAAAUAUAGACACAAGUAUUUUGAUACGUCAUCUGCUAUUAGAUAUGCUGUUGAAAUAAAUGUUCCUUUCACAUAUUCCUAGAUAAUGGACACUCCCAUAUCUGAGAGUUCCCACUAUUCACCUUAUGCUUUCCCUUUAGGUGCUUGAUUAAUUAGUACCCCCAAAAUUUUCUGCCUAUAUUGAAUAGCUUAAAAAAAAAACCCCACACAUUUAGAGUAAUGUACAUUGAGUUUUGAUGGAGAUGCCGAUAUACCUCAACGUUUUGUGAAUUGGGCCAUUGACCUUUACUAAAACAAAUGAGCAACUGCUGGAAGCUUUUUUUAAAAAAUAAAUAUUUGUUGACGUUAUUAAAAAAUAAAUAUUUGUUGACAAUUGAUAACAAGCUCGUAUUGUCCCCGACUUUGUCUUUUCUGUAAUUAAGGUCUAUAAUAGGUCAGAUGAAUUGACAGCAAAUGCUAAACUCUCUGUAUAGAAUACAUUGCUGUAACACAAGCAAGAUGUAACAAAAUAAAACAGACUUCAUUCUUCA